GUCGGACCCCUCAUUGUUCAGUUUGUUCAGGUCGAAGAAGAUACUUCGUUCUUCAUCAUCAUUGUCAAAGCCGUUACAGUCAGAUCAAGUGGAUCCGAAGAAGACGGUUGAUGGGUCGAUAAAGCUUCCGGAAAAUGAGUGACAUGUAAAAUCGAUGGAAAUUUUGGAAGUCUUUGGAAUUCAAUGAAAAUUUGCAAUAUCAUUAUGGUAUCUAAAAAGCUAUGGGGAAUUGUGCUUUUGGGCAACGUUUUAGACCAUGGCAUCAAUCAUUGUGUUGUUGAUGCAGUAGACUUUGUCUUCAGGUUUGAGAGAUUGGGCAAGUUCUUUGAUAGCUUGGAUAGUUCAAUUCGGCUGCUUCGGUUGAAGGGCUCUACGUCCACAUAUACAAACAUUCGCCCCAAAAUAGAAUAUUUGACAGAUAGGAGGUUCUCGUAUGCUCAUUUAGCCCAAUUGAAGUUUCUUUUACCCAAUGUGAUUGAGAUAAAGAAGGUUCUAAUUCAUGAUGAACAGACUAGUUGUAUGAAGCCAGAUCUCCAUGUUACACUAAAUGUUUAUGCAAUUAAGGAUGAGGAGCAGCUAAAACCAACGAGUUGGAAUUCACAGAUGAGGAAUGUCUUUCAUGCUAGGCUUUUGGACUUCUUUAAAGCCCAUCCUGAGGGAGAAGUGCCAGAAGCAGCACUACCAGAGCCAUUCAAUCAGUCAAAGCAAGAUGUGGCCUUAAAUUCAUCCUUUGGCGAGACAUCAACUGCUGUACUUGCAGAAUCGCAGCCUGCUAGAGCAUCCCAUCUAUCUCAGUCUUUCCGGAAGCACCUUUCAAUGCAAGUUUCACGCAAUAAAGUCAUUGAUUACCAAGAAAAAUCAAUUGUGUCUCCACAGCCUUUGGUUCUUCCUGUUUCAGAGCCACGUGUUGGAGAGAUCUCCUCUUAUGCGCUUCAUGAAUUUUCUUUACAACCACCAAGAAGUCAGGAAUCGCUAGCAUUUGCGGCUUCUGAAACUAGUGUGCAGCCAUAUCAUCCACCUACAACUCCAAGUACUGAGAUAGAUUCCACAAAAAAUGAAGUCUGUUCUUCUAUUGCGAAUGCUACCAUCUGUGAAAGUCCUUCAAAACUGGCCUCAUCUCCAGUAGAGCUGACGAAUGUCUCACCUGCAUUGCACCCAGAGAAGAGGGGUUACAUGUGCCCAAGUGAUGAUUCAACCAACUCACCCAGCAAAUUAGUUAGACUUACACAUCUCAGAAGAUCAUUGAAAUUUGACAAUCCUGUGAAAAGUGCUAAGGUAGAAGAUGAAGUCAAAAGUAUCGGAAGAUUAUCAGUUGAGAACGAUAUUUUCAAAAUCCUUCCUGAGAAUCUCCUUCAAUCGAUUAGAGAGAAAGAAAAGAAAGCAACAGAGGAGCAGGAUCCAGCCAUCUCACAAGCGAAGAAGCGGCAACAGAUGGUUGCCAGCUUACCCAAACUCUUCAAUGCGAUUCAUUUCUUAUUUCAGUCGAUGAAGCGUUCUGUUAUCACAAAAGAGGAGCUUAUGCACAGGAUAAUAGCCAAUCACCUAGAUGUUGUUGAUAGAAGAGAAGUUGAAGAAGAACUUGAACUGUUGCAAGAACUUGUUCCUGAGUCAAUUUACGUGAAGUCGGCAUCUAGUGGUGAUGUUCUCGUAUGCAUAAAUAUGAUAUCAAGUCCGGAGUUGAUGCAUGCAAAACUGGUGGAAAUAAAGUGAGAUAACAAAGGCAUGGAAAUUUAACAUCCUGAUGUUAUUGAAGAUGAUCUAUCCUCCUCCUAUAUAUAAAGAAGUUAAUCAAGGGAGCAGAUGUUGCACAUGAUGCCAUUGCACAUUUUGUCUAUUUGUAAAUAUAUUCUGUAAUUGGCUCGUCCCUUGUUCAUUUCAAGCCCCUUUGAUUAGAUUGAAUGUCUGAUGUAGUGUACUUUUUGUUAUGUCAUUGAUAGUUUUAAGCAAAAAUUAUCUGAGUAGUUCAGUCAGAUGUAACUAUCUUUCACACAGUCCCUUCUUAAAAUUGGGAGGUUUUUUUUUUAAACAGUUAUAAAGUUGUGAGUUUUUUU
Rhododendron vialii is the source of this 2051-nucleotide messenger RNA. Its product is annotated as CDT1-like protein a, chloroplastic. The transcript is spliced from 7 exons. Gene Ontology annotation, cellular component: nucleus. The record is from RefSeq and is a predicted model, not a curated record. Gene Ontology annotation, molecular function: DNA binding; DNA polymerase binding. Bases 184 to 1710 code for a protein of 508 amino acids. Lineage: Eukaryota; Viridiplantae; Streptophyta; Magnoliopsida; Ericales; Ericaceae. Gene Ontology annotation, biological process: DNA replication preinitiation complex assembly; DNA replication checkpoint signaling; regulation of DNA-templated DNA replication initiation.